This is a messenger RNA of Cimex lectularius (bed bug), 4546 nucleotides long. Its product is annotated as ankyrin repeat domain-containing protein 50. Bases 776 to 4468 code for a protein of 1230 amino acids. The transcript has 22 exons. Gene Ontology annotation, molecular function: protein binding. The record is from RefSeq and is a predicted model, not a curated record. NCBI's taxonomy places the organism in Eukaryota, Metazoa, Arthropoda, Insecta, Hemiptera, Cimicidae.
GAGUCUUUUUAAAGUGGCGUUGAAGUGAUUUGGGGGAAUUUGGACGGAAAGGGAAAAGUACGAUAUUUCAUGAGACGCUUAACCAGACUGGUUCAUAACAUGUUGACUAUUUAUUGUAGUCUUGUCACUGAGGACAGCCGGGUCGGGGUUGAAAGUGAAAUUAUCGAUUUUUUCCCUCGGUUUAUUUUAACUGGCCGGAAUCUGUGAAAUAAGUGGUUUUCUCGUUUUUGAAAAGGGAAAUCGAACUCUGUCCAAAUCGGUCGACUUUUCGGUUCUACACCUCGGGCCGAUCCGUGUCGACCCACGGACGCAUCCGGCCCUCGGACAGGCGAAUCGUGUUGUUUAUGCUUUUCGAAAUCGGGUUGUUGUUUGUAAACAAAGAUCGGCAUCUCGCGUUGUUUCUCUUUCGGCCAGCCGUCUCUUCGCCCAUUGACGAAAAUCGGGAAGUCGGGACGCUUACAGUUCACGUUCUAAGCGGAUUUGUGGACGCAUUUCAUCCAAUGACGAAAGUUUCAUCUCCACCUUUCUGAAUCUGUUUGUUCAUCCGAAUGAAGGACAGCAUACAACCGAUAAUUACAUUUUGAUUUUAUGCACGGACUUGUUUUUCUACGAGGGAACAUGGCUCAUACGAAAUGGUAUCUGAAUUCAACAAAUAAGCAUAUUCGCUAAGCCUGCCAGCCUAUUCAAACAUUUAGAAUGAAAUUAACUUCAUCCAAAUUCCCAUAAUCUUUCAAAAGUACAAUUCUGUCGAAAUAAGAUGAAGAUUUAAAGCGGCAUGUCUUACGGAGGGGAAAGAAAGAGAUUUUAUUGCCGAGAAUGGGUAUUUAUGAAACUGACCCAUCUCAUCGAACAGAAGAAAACGGGUGGAGCCCUGAUCGUCGGUGGGCCCGGCAGCGGCAAGUCGGCGAUAUGCAACGAGAUAUCGUGCCCGACUGCGGGUCACACGGGAAGGCCUCAGAGGUCUUUGAACAGAAGGCUCCUCGCCCACCAUUCCUGCCAGGCGCACGACAGGUCUUCGCUGUCCAUGCAGCAGUUCAUUCUGAGCAUGGUCAAGCAGCUUUCGGUGAAAGACACUCCUCCUUUUGCUUCGCUCGCCGAGAGGAUGCGAUCCGACCCUGAGGUUUUGUCGGCCAUCUCGCCGGAAGCUAUGGUGCAAGAUCCUGACGACAGUUUCAGAAGGGCUGUUUUAAUACCUUUGACUCAAGUUCAGCCUACCCCGACCCAAUGUUUUUUCCUCUUGGUUGAUUCCGUCGAUGAAACUUCUUUUACCGCCGCCAAACCUACCGGUGCUGCACCAGUCGCUAGCAAAACCGUCGGAGACCUUCUCGUCAACAACCACCACCUGCUACCACCGUGGCUUCUUCUGUUCGUAACGGCGAGAAGGCAGAAUAAGCACAUAGCAAAGGCGUUUUCAACUUACAAAAAAAUAUGCAUAGAUGAUCUCAGAAAGUCUCAGGUCGUGAGAGACGUCCAGCAGUAUAUACUUUUGAGGCUGGAAAGUGAAGAAUGCCUCAGAAGGCAGAUGUGCCACGGCACGGCGGAAACUUUGAACCAACUCCAUAUUAAGUCAAACGGAUGUUUCCUAUACCUCGAACGUGUCCUUGACGGAGUAGCUGAUGGCUGCAUCGUCCUGAGGGAAGUGAGGGACAUACCCGGAACUCUGAACGGCCUGUACCUCUGGCUUUGUCAGAGGCUUUUGAUCGCUAAACACUUCGCGAAGGUGAGACCACUUCUCAAUAUUAUUCUUGCGUCCGAGAAGGGAUUGACAGAAGCUGAAGUAACAUCGAUACUUUCGACCUGUGAUAACACCUUGAGCAGGGAAGACUUGAAAAGACGGUGCCAGGUGGCGAGGAGAGUACUGAGCACAUCUCUAGACCUUACCCUGCGUCCGUUUCAUAACAGUUUUGCCGAAUGGCUACUCGACGUGAAACACUGCACACAACGUUAUCUCUGUUCUUCUAGUGCAGGUCAUGCGAUGAUUAUUAUGCAUCUUACAACAAGAGGGCCAACGUUGUCACCUAAUGAAGUCGAAAGAUUGGCGUACCAUUUGAGCUGUUUACCUCCAUCUGUACUCGGCCCGUUAACGCCACUUUGGCUACUCACAUCCGGAGUCCCGUUGGAUUUAUGCGAUUCGAGCCAUCCGAUAGCGAUGGAUUAUUUAAGAGAAAUAGAAGCCGCUUGCAACCAGGGAGGGACGGAAGAUUGCCUUGCAGAAGGUGAAGCUGAAGAUAUCGUAGAAAGCCCGGGUGAAAUCAGCCUUCACUGGUUGGCAGCAGAAGGUGAUCACGACAAAUUAGAAGCAGCUCUGAACAUAGACGCGUCUGCUUUAGAAGCGACUGAUAGGCACGGUCAGACUCCUCUGAACUUGGCAGCACGCCUUGGCUUACAUAACAUUGUUAAAGUACUCCUUGCUGCAGGAGCAGAAGUGGAUCAUGCUGAUUGUGAUGGCUGGACUGCUUUGAGAGCUGCAGCUUGGGGUGGCCACACAGAAGUCGUUAAAUUAGUACUUGAAGCAGGAGCAUCUGUUGACAGCUGUGAUAGAGAUCAAAGGACUGCUCUCCGGGCAGCUGCUUGGGGUGGACAUGCUGAUAUUGUUACUCUCCUUCUAGAAGCGAACGCUGACGUCAAUAGGACCGAUUGUGAAGGGAGAACUGCUUUAAUAGCCGCAGCGUACAUGGGCCAUGCAGAAAUAGUCGAAAAAUUAUUAGAUUAUAACGCAGAUAUUAACCAUCAAGACAGCGACGGUAGGACUGCGCUCAGUGUCGCUGCACUCUGUGUCCCGGCCAGUGAAGGUUACACCAAGGUUGUUAAUAUUUUACUCGAGAGAAAUGCUGAUGUCGAUCAUGAAGAUAAAGAUGGUAUGACACCAUUGUUAGUGGCCGCAUUUGAAGGACACCGGGAUGUUUGUGAAUUGCUCCUUGAAGCUGAAGCGGAUGUUGACCAUGCUGAUAGCGCAGGAAGAACGGGGCUUUGGGCCGCAGCGUCCAUGGGUCAGGCCAGCGUCGUUUCCCUUCUUUUAUUCUGGGGGGCGUCAGUCGAUGCGAUCGAUCCAGAAGGAAGGACCGUACUUCUCGUCGCUGCUGCACAGGGCAGUGAGCCCGUCGUUAAUCUUUUACUCGAAAGAGGAAUGGAUGAACAACAUCGAGACAACUGCGGAUGGUCUGCAUUGCAUUACGCUGCUUUAGAAGGACAUUGUGAAGUUGUGAGAACAUUGUGCAAUGCAGGCGCUAGACCGUCGUGUGCCGACAAUGACGGUAGGUCGCCGGUAAUGCUUGCUGCCCAAGAAGGGCACACGGCUCUAGUCAAACAGCUUGUAGAAGAGCACGGCGCCGAGGUCGAUCAGAGGGCCCACGACAAGACAACUGCUCUAAGACUCGGAGCACUCCAAGGUCAUCAAAAUGUUGUCCGUGCGUUGUUAAGUUACGGAGCAGACGUUAACGCUCAAGAUGCUGAUGGAAGAAGUACUCUUUACAUUCUUGCUUUGGAAAAUCGGCUACAAAUGGCAGAAUUCCUUAUAGUGAAUGGGGGUGCUGAUGUAGAAGUUAGAGAUUUGGAGGGGAGGACUGCCCUUCAUGUCAGUGCUUGGCAAGGACAUGCAGAAAUGGUUAAUCUUCUGUUAACCAUCGGACAUGCUGAUCCUAACGCUGUGGACAACGAAAGAAGGACGCCUUUACAUUCUGCUGCUUGGCAGGGUCACGCUCAGGUCGUAAAAAUGCUAUUAGACAACAAUGCCCGGGCAAAUGAUACUUGCAAUCAAGGAGCGACCGCACUAGGCAUUGCUGCUCAAGAAGGCCAUGAAGAGUGCGUAAGAGUGCUUCUAGCAGUCGGAGCAGAUCCAAAUCAUUGUGAUCAAUGUGGAAGAAACGCGCUAAGGGUCGCUGCGAAAAGCGGACACCAAGCUGUCGUCAGACUUCUCGAACAAGCGACAAACAGUACCUCAGCGCCAGUACCUCCAAGCAGUUUGCCAAUACCUAAUGGAGCGAUACUUUGUCCGAGUGCCCCUUGUUUGCAAGAUUCGCCCGAGCUGACUGGCAAACGAAGGUCUCUUGUUUCAAGCGACAGCAGUAACCUCACCAACAGUACACGAAGCUCUCAUAAAGAACUUCAGGGUCAGUUGUCAUUUACUCAACAAUUAGAACAUUGUUCAAGGAGAUCCAAAGUACUAAGCCCAUUACAAUCUCAGCCUCCAAGUCCGAUUUAUGCUUCUCCUCCUACAAGCCCUCAGAACCCGUGUAAUGAUCACUUUUCUCGGGAUACACACAUGAGAAUCAUCUUAGGUAAUAAAACGUCACCUACAAGAGAAAGUAGGUUAUCAAAACCAAAGCGAAAUGGAAUAGUGACGAAUCCAGCUUUAAGGAUAGUUCCGGCCAUUAGAAAUGGCCUAGAAUUUGCGGCAGGCCGCUGGGGGAGCAACAACAGCGCCACGCCGUCCAACAGUUUCCAAUGGAGGAAAGAGACGCCGCUUUAGCACAGGGAGAUAAUUACUGAAGACGGUACCGUUUCCAAGCUUUGCUAAAUUAUGGAAUUGCUUAAGACAAAAAAAAAA